Messenger RNA from Anguilla anguilla (European eel), 6412 nucleotides. RefSeq names its product zinc finger protein GLIS3-like. Gene Ontology annotation, cellular component: nucleus. The transcript is spliced from 11 exons. Gene Ontology annotation, molecular function: RNA polymerase II cis-regulatory region sequence-specific DNA binding; DNA-binding transcription factor activity, RNA polymerase II-specific. The record is from RefSeq and is a predicted model, not a curated record. NCBI's taxonomy places the organism in Eukaryota, Metazoa, Chordata, Actinopteri, Anguilliformes, Anguillidae. Bases 412 to 3135 code for a protein of 907 amino acids. Gene Ontology annotation, biological process: regulation of transcription by RNA polymerase II.
AGCAGAACGCGCAUAUUCUCCGAGGCUCACAAAUGCGGACAGGGCUGUAGCGACUGAGAUUUCCCAUCAAAACCCACGGGGUUACCGAAAACAGAAUCAGAGGAAAGCGUUGAUAUGGAGACAAUGUAGAACGCGUAGAAGUUGGCUAGAUAUGCAGCUAAUAUCUGGAUUUAGAGAAGGGCUUUACAAUGUUUUAAGAACUCACACGGUGAAGGUACCCUGCGUCUUCUCAUUCCCGAAUCUACAAAUCGUUUUGACAUUUCAACUUUGUUGAUACACUGCACAUGAUUCAAGUCCAGUUUCUGUCGAGGAUAUAAUGGUUACCAGUAUGCAGGCUGCUGAUGAUCAGACGUCCUGGAGAAGAUGCAGUUUUAAAGAGGACUCCCAGUGAGAGCAGCAGCUGCGGUGGAUAUGAACGGGGUGUCCCCCUCCAGCCUGCCCCUGUCCCUGAGCCUGAUCUCUGGCCAGGAGGUGCCCCCCAUCAGGGUGCACGAGUGCUCCCCGUCCCACUGCGCCACGCCCGGGCCCACCAUUGCCGUGACCUCGCCGUCACCCGGCUGCGGGACCCGUACAAACCCCGCCCUGCUCCCUGCCCUGGGCCUUAGGAAAAAGCUGCUGACCAACGGAAAGGACCUGAACAUGCUCAGCGUCCCUCAGCUGCCGCGGAAACAGGCCCCCUCUCUUCCUGUUCCCGACACCUCCUGCACCACUCCGGAGCUCCAGUCACAGUUUUCAGGCAGCAGCGUCACAGGUAGCCUGUCUCUGGGACCCUGCUGCCGGAUGUUAGGGCGCUAUGGCGCGGCUGCAAACCUGAUGGUGACCAACAGCCCCAUGCUGGGGCACGGCGCGGUGCCCCUCCAGCCUGGCCAGGCCAGCAUCGCAGGUCCCCGCGCCCCACACUGCCCCCCGCACCCCGGGGACCUGGCACUGCCCUACACCGACGCCAGGUCAGUGCUGUCCAGGGAGUCCUUGGCGUCCACCACCCUGAGCUUGGCAGAGAGCGGCCGUCAGGAAUGGCCUUAUGGGUACCGCGUGCUGCCCCCCCUGCCUAGCCAGCAGAACUCCAGCCAGGGGAGCGGGGACGCUGAGCGGUUGGGCGUCCGCCCGGGAAGCGGCAGGUCCGGGGCCACCAGCAUCUCCAACUCGGCCUCCCUGCCCUCCUACCUCUUCAGCGGGGACGUGGUCGGAGGGUCCCUGGUGCCCAGCCCCCGCCACUCGGCCCGCUCGAAGAAACGGGCGCUCUCCAUGUCCCCACUGUCCGACGGCAUGGCCAUCGACUUCAACUCGGUCAUCCGCACCUCCCCCACGUCGCUGGUGGCCUACAUCAACGGCUCGCUGCACUCCCCGGCCUCGCGCCCCGCCCUCUCGCCCCUGCAGCCCGAGGUGUACGGACACUUCCUGGGCGUGCGGGGGAGCUGCAUCCCCCUGGCCACCCCCGGCUGCCUCAGCCCCUGCGCCCCCGCCUUGCCCGGCCCGCCGCUGGCCCUGCCCGCCCCCGAGGACGACUGCCUGCGCAUGCAGAGGCUCGAGCUGAGGGGGGCGCUGGAGAGCAGGGCGCAGCUGGUCAACAUGGUGGUCCAGCACCAGCAUUGCGCUCCGCCCCCGUCGUCCUCUCCGGAGCUACCGAGCGCGCUCCCCAAGGGCUUCCCGCCGGGUUCGCCUCACCGACGGGAACUGCCUGUCGCCAGGACGCCCACCCCCGCGCCUCCCCAGGGUCCCCCACCGCCGUACCACUCCCACCAGCACCUGCGGAGGCCCCAAAAUGGCUUCCUGGAGUGCCCUCAGAUGCCCGCGUCCGACCUGCUGCUGCCCCCCGGGCUCGGUUCCGAGCUGCAGCCCCUCCCUCCCUGUCCUCUGCUGGAGGAGGAGCCGGAGGCGGAGCCCAGGGACUCCAGCAGGGGGCACUGCUGCCGCUGGAUGGACUGCAACGCUGCCUACGACCAGCAGGAGGCCCUGGUGAGGCACAUAGAGAAGCUGCACAUCGACCAGCGCAAGGGCGAGGACUUCACUUGCCUGUGGGCGGGGUGCCCACGCAGACACAAGCCCUUCAACGCCCGCUACAAGCUCCUCAUCCACAUGAGGGUCCACUCCGGAGAGAAGCCCAACAAGUGCACGUUUGACGGGUGUCGGAAGGCCUUCUCUCGACUGGAGAACCUGAAGAUCCAUUUCCGCAGCCACACGGGGGAGAAGCCAUACCUGUGCCAGCACCCCGGCUGCAACAAGGCCUUCAGCAACUCCAGCGACCGCGCCAAGCACCAGCGCACACACCUCGACACGAAACCCUACACGUGCCAGAUCCCUGGAUGUGCGAAGCGCUACACGGAUCCCAGCUCCUUGCGCAAGCACGUGAAGGCCCACUCCUCCAGAGAGCUGCAGACCAGGAAGAAGUUGAGGUCCAGUUCAGAAAUGGACCAGGAUGCGCUGACAGACUGUCUCACCAUCCAGCCCCUGCAACGGAGCUCCUCCCCCCUGGAGACAGGGGGCAACGUGCUGGAUCACUCCCCAGGACCUGCCCAUGACAUAUAUCCAGGCAUGUUCCCGACAAACCAGUCCGCCCACAGUCAUACAGUGGCUGGACCCAUACCCUCUGCUGCCCCGAUGGGACACCCCACCCCAGGCAGCAUAGUCCCUCUGCUGCCCCCUCUGCAAGACUCGUGCAGGUUUACAUCCAUGUCCCCUCACCACCUCAGCCUGGAGACACACAGAAUGCCCGCUCUGCCCAACCCUCGGCCCCAGAACUCCUCGAUGGCGCCCCAAAAGACCGCUGUACCCCUGGGCCAUUCCAGCCACUCAGCUGCAGCCAACAAACCUCACCUGCAAGGUUUCAGUGCUCAGGCCCAGACUGUCUGCCCGCUGCCUUACAAUGCUCCGCCCAUAUCAGCAAAGCCAGGCCCGUCCUGUCACAUGAAGUUUCCCACCAUUGAGGAAGGCGUCGCUGCCUCAGUGCCCUCUCAGUAUGGACUGGAUGCGUUCCGCAGCGCUCUCACAGGUAUCACAGUGUAUGACCUCCAGGGGGGAUACCAGGACUUUCUGGGGGAUCCAAUGCAAGGAAUGACAGACGAAAGCCACUUCCUGCAGGUCACCGCCUUCGACCGCUGCCCCAGCCAGCUCUCCUCCAUCUACACUGAGGGAUGACAGCCUGGACCUGCAAACCGGAAACCAUGCCCUCAUCCAAACCGGGGGGGGGGGGGGGGGGUACACUGCACCCAUUUAAUCAAAGCUAUAUCGGUCUUAAGCACUGAAAAUAUUAUGCAUUGCGUCUGUUUUAUAGCCAGAUGACAGUCUCAUUGCCUUAAGACAAACCCAGGAAUAUUUAUCAGUGUCAGCCUCUGAACUUUGAGGGAAUCUGGUUAAGCCAGUAGUUCCCAACAGGCUCACUACACUGCUGGCUAUGGUUAUAACAGCUUUUUAACGACCCAUGGACAUAAAACUGAGGACCAGAUUAAUGGCCACAUAUUAGUUGCAACAAAAAAAGGAAAUGAAUUUUGGUCUUCAACUGCUAAAAAAUUAUUCCCAUUGCAGCAAACUCAAAUUUACAUCAAACUUACAAUCAGUUAAUUUAAAUUAUAUUUAGUACAAGGUUGUGAUAUUUGCACCUUUUUAUGAACAAUUUAAAUGAUACUGGUAAAUGGCUCUGACCUUACCACUAAAUACAAUUUAUUGUAUCAAUAUGUGUUAGUUCUCUCAAAUAUUUUUUAAGGAUUAAGUUUUUGAAUUUGUAAAAUAUUUUUUAUUGUUAAAUUAUGUGGUAUUGUAAUAGAUAAUUACAGGUACUGAACAUAAAAUGAAAACAUCGAUUUGAAGUCACUUAAUGUUGAGUUGGGCCACCAUUGUUUUUAAUACAACUGGCAGCUUUCACCACAGGUUGAAAUGUGCAGUCAAUUGAACUGCAGUUGUUUGCACAUUUCCCCUUAUACUGUACAUAGAACUUUAACUUGACAAUCUGAUGCCCACUGAUGGCAUUUUUUUUGGUGACAAUGCCACCCCCCAUGAAUUCAAUUACAUUCCAUGCUAGUGCUGCAGCAACUAUUUGAGCCAUGCUUGCCAUAAUCAAGAAAACAAACAUUUAUAUGCAUGUGUAUGCUGGGAAGUGAUUUGCUUAAUUAAUGGAUAACCACACCUGUGUGGUCCCCUCAUUUUCGCAUGUACUCAUUGUCCCUCUUACAUCAAGGCCUUUCCUUUCUUUUAUUUUUGCACACUACACUUAGUUGAAUGUGUUGAUACACUAAACCCUUUACAGAUGGGAUUUGUGGGUGUCUCUUUAUUCCCAGUUAUGAUUUUAAUUACCAUGAUCUAGCGUGGAUGGACCAAGAAUAAUUUCAAAACCAGUUAUGUGAUUACACGCUGGCCUCUGACUUCGAUCCCAACCUUUUUUAGGAACUAUAAAGUUCACAUUCCUCUAAUUUAAGGAUGUUAUAUGUUGGGUUUAUUUGUAGACACAAAUUCCAAGAAAAAUGAAGCACACAGGUACUCAUAUAGUUUAGUCAGAAAAAUAGGCUUGAAAAACCAAUGUUAGAAUAUGGUCUUUUUCCCUAAAAAGGAAUACCACAACAGUAUGCGUAUGAAAGACAUUUUUCCUCCAGCCUGAAUGAAAUUGCUGUGAGAGUGGACUAGGGCGCCCCCUUCUGUAUAUCUAGGGGAACAAAAAUGUCAUUUUUAAGUGAAGUGCCUUCAUUUAAUCAUAAUCAUUUUAAUAAGAAAUGUGUUUACAUUCAGUAGGAAUAUUUCAUGGUGCACUAUUAGUCAGCCAACGAUCAAUGCUGUGUCAUACAUUUGUAGAUGCCCCUGCUAUUCAGACAAAUUUUCUAUGUCUGAAUGCUCUUCUGCAAAGAUUCACUACACACCUGUAUGGAUGCCUGUACAACAUGGAAAAUAUAUUUUGGGUAUUGGGAUGUUUUUAUAUUGCAGCAAAUUAUUUUGGCAUGUAAAUGUGGCCCAAAUAUAUUUUGGGCCAAAAAAAAACACAAAAAAAAGCAAAACAAUUUAAGGGAGUCUUAAAUUAAGUCAAAUGUUUUUUUGUUUUUUUUUAGAGCUAAUGCACCUGCUUGUAUAUAUGUAUAUGUUUCCAUGUUUCCAUGUGUAUUUCUCUCAGUAGCAUACAGUAAUGAAGUCUUUCCCCAAGUGAAAGCACUAGGGAGAAGUUGUCACUAUUAUUUUACACUGUUACAUAUUGUUCUUAUGUAUUUUCAUGGAUUGUAUUGUAUCUGCUGUACCAUUGAAUGCUGAAAGUAGUGGAGUGCUAAAAGAAGAGAGAAGGAGGCCAUUUUGUCUCAGAUAGAUCACAUCACGGCCUUAUGGUUUGCCAUGGAAUAUUGUACAUGGCUGCCUCCAUGCAGUUAAAGGGGAAGACGCAUAUCUUUCCUUUCUCAUGAAGAGCCUGGUAUUCCCAAAGUAAAGGCCUUCCCUGUGUAUAUGCCUGUAUCACCCAUAGAAAAAUCAGGGCAUAUAUAACAGAUGGGUGGGAUGGGCUGUGGGUUUUUCACAUGAUAAGCAUUUAGCCUGCUGAUCUAAAAACCAAGGUCCACAGCUGAGGGAAUUGAUCGUGCUCUCAUUGCUUCUCAAGGGCGUGAGGUCGCAAUGCUAACUGACAUUUGAUUUCCACUACAAAUAUCCAAUUGAUUGUUCACUGACUGCUCAACCCACCUUGACUAUAUGUAUGUGGACAGGUAUACAGAAUGGACAUCACACUUAGUCUCUUCGUAUCACUGAUAAUUGUAUUUGAUUUUGAAAUAGUGAGUUUGGUUUGUAAAAUCCAAGCAGCUUAGAAAAAUUGGAUGCUCUAAGGGUGAGUAACAAUCUAUCAAAUGAUCAUUAUUCAGCUUGCGUUAGUUCUUUAGGCCCUUCCAUUCAGCACAUAGUGUCUUUCUACAAGAGCAGAUAAUGUGUAGGCCUACUGUAUUAUUAAAGGCUGUGAUCUAACAUUAAAAUAAAUCAUAACCUUAGAUAGAUUUUUUUUUUUUUUAAGUCUGACUUUUUAUUGAUAUUCAAUCACCAAACGUGCACACAGUUUUGAGCACUCUUCAUAAUUUUCAAGUCAAUGUGCAAAUGUUUUUUUUGAAAAAAUGUUAAUUCAUAAGAACACCUGUCUGGAACGUUAUCAGCCCUAUUUUUAAAUGUUAUUUGCUCUGUUUCUGUUUUGUUUGGGGCACAGCAUCUUUAAUGGAGAGGUAAGCAAGAAAUGCCAGCUUCAGCUGAUGCCUAGAGAAAAAAAUAUCUUUAUUAAAAAUGUUUAUUGCUGAAAUCAAAAUGACACAAUCAGAUUUUGUUUGUAUUUUUACCUAUUAAAUUUUCUUUGAUGUUUUUGAUACUCUUUAACUGUGUUAACAAAAUCUUGGUCUGAACUUUGUAACUAAUGGGGAAUAACAAAUGCAUUUUGUAUUCUCAUAAAAACAAAAAACAGAUCCAAUCUGAA